This is a messenger RNA of Bombina bombina (fire-bellied toad), 8793 nucleotides long. RefSeq lists its product as uncharacterized. The transcript is spliced from 7 exons. Gene Ontology annotation, biological process: protein targeting; protein import. Gene Ontology annotation, cellular component: membrane. Bases 164 to 6559 code for a protein of 2131 amino acids. Lineage: Eukaryota; Metazoa; Chordata; Amphibia; Anura; Bombinatoridae. The record is from RefSeq and is a predicted model, not a curated record. Gene Ontology annotation, molecular function: ABC-type protein transporter activity; ATP binding.
CUUUUGUUUCCUGUAAAAUCUGUGUGUUGCUGUGCUGGGAUCCCAUCAUUUUGACCUGGAUUUACAAUUAAGAUAACAGAUUUCCAACUCUUUGAAUCAAUUUACUUAAAGAUAUUCCUCUGAACAAAUUGGGCAGGGAAUUGCCUGCUAAGAAGACUGCAAAAUGGGAAACUGCAUGACUUUAAGGAAUGAGACGCCAUAUUCUUUCUCAUAUUGCUACUGCUAUCAAGCGUCACAGCAUGAUAUACAGGGAUCUGGACAAAUUGGUGCAGGAGGAUCAGCUGAAUUCCGUCAUCUUACACUACCCAGCUUCUUUUAUCUAAAAUACAAAUCACACCCAGCAAAUGAAGUGCGAUACAAAUUUGAUCUAUUCCGUGAAUACAACCCGAUUGAUAAUCCUACUCUCUACUUACGGGUGCGAGGAUACGACCAGUCAAUUUUUGAGCUGACAUGUGACCGAGGUGGCCCUGUUUCUACUUGUCCUAAUUAUGGAAAACAAGAAGAAGACAGAAUUCGGAUGGAAAAAGAAAAACAGGAAAGAGAGCAAAUGGACGCAAAGAGGAGGGCAGAAGAAGAGAAGAAGAGGGCAGAAGAAGAGAGGAAGAGGGAAGAAGAGAGGAGGAGGGCAGAAGAAGAAAGGCGGAAGGCCGAAGAAGAGAAGAAAAAGGCAGAAGAAGCAAAGAGGAAGGCAGAAGAAGAGAGAAGGAAGGCAGAAGAAGAAAAGAGGAGACAAGAGAGAUUAGAUAAAGAGAAAAGAAUUCAGGAGGAGAUGGAAAAUGAAACAAAGUCUCUUGAAGAAAAACUCUCACAAACUAAAGAGAGGCUCCGGGCAAAACGAUUUCAAGCUGUAGAAUUCCAAGAACGUUCUCACAUCUUGAACUUUGUGGUGGAGGAUGAUGCUCUUACCAUCCAAACCAAUGAGAUUAAAGAUGCUGAAGAGAAGUUUAAUAAACUCAUGAAAGAUUACAAUAUUCAGGAAAAUGAAGUAAUGUUAUCAAGAAAGAUAGCAGAGCGAAUCAUGGCCCUACAGCAUCAAGUUGUGGCUGAAUAUUCCAGGAAAAAUAAUUUACCCACCUGUUGUUUAGAGAACUUGAAUGACAUUUUCAAUUAUGAGAACCUCUCCUUAACCGAAAAUAUCAAACUUCUUGAUGCAAUGAUUAGUGUUUCUCUGACUGAGUCAGCAGCAGCAGAUCAGCAAAUGUUAAAAAAUAAUAGUAAAAUAGAAGCAAAGACAUAUUACCUGACACUCAUCAUCAAUAAACUUUACAAAGAAAGCAAGACCAUAGCUAAACAUGUAAUGCAAUGCAUUGUAGGUAGUUUUUCAACUUGUAACCAGGAGUUCAUCAGUCAGAUCCUAUUCAAUGAAAUUUGGACUCCAGUACAAGCUUUGCAAUUCUAUCUAGAGGCAUGCAGCAGAAAUACACCUCAAGACAAAGUUGAGCGAAUUCUGCUUGAGGCACAAACUUACGUGAUAUCAGCAAAUAAAGCAAUCUCUGCACUUAAUGAAAAUGACCCCCUAAUGUAUCUGAAAAUGCAAAGAGUGGAGCAGGACAAAGAUGUAAAGUCAAUUGUAGAGGAAAUGAGAUCUCAUGGUCACCCUGAAAAACUCCUAAAAAUUCUUGAAGUGGUGGUACAGGAAGUAGUUAGAAUACUCCCUAGUUUUCCAAUUAAAGAUCUAGAUGAAAAAAUGAAGACAGAAGGAAUCCAAGAAUUAAGAAAUCUUGACAUAGAAAAUCCUAAAAUCGAAAGUCUAGUCAAAAUUUUGAUUGGAUUAUCAGUUGCUGUUGAAGACACAACAACUUUACAAAGUGGGAAAGGUUACUUUCCACGUGCCACCCAGCUUGCUUCUCUGCUAACUCUCCUCUUGUCCAAGACACCAGACACCAAGAGUUGCCUUUUAGAGAUUGCUACAGGGGAAGGGAAAUCUUCAAUAGUGGCAAUGUUUGCAUUAAUACAGGCCAUUAGAGGAAAAACUGUGGAUAUCAUAACUAGCAGCCCUGUGUUGGCCCGUCGUGACCAGGAAGAGUGGAAGAAAUUGUAUGAAAUGUUUGAUGUAACUUGUAGUGUGAUUCCUCCCAAAGGAAUAGAUGAAUGUUCUGACUCUAGGGAUAGAAAUAAACUCCUUAAAGAUGCUUAUAAAUGUGAUGUUGUGUAUGGAACCGUAGAUGCCUUUGCAGCAGACAUCCUUAGACAGGAAUUUGAAAAAAAGACAACUAGAGGCAAUCGUAAAUUUGAAAUUGCCCUUGUAGAUGAAGUAGAUUAUAUGACACUAGACAAUGGCGUUCAGAUCACUUUCCUCUCUCAUGAUGCCACUGGCAUGCGCCACUUAGAUCAGUUACUAACAGCAAUAUGGGCACGAGUGUGUUUCUGCCAGAGAAUUGAAGAAGCAGAGACAGGUGACAUUUUCUGGACAACUGGAAUACAAUAUUUCCAUAAGUUAAUAACAGAUGCUGUGCUGGGGCAAGAAACAUCUGAAAAUUUCAGUCCUGAUGAAAUUCUGAUUUGUGCUGUGCAAGAAGGAUUCCUUGGAGAAGAGGAUUUGGAUAUAAUAAAAGCAGAAAAAAAUCAGUCAGUUGUAUCUUCCACUAAAGAUGUGGAAAACAAUUCAAUGGGAAAGCUACUUAAAAAACUAGGACCACCUCAACAGAAAGCUCUUUUGACAAUAUUUGGAAAAGCCUUAGAUGAUGUUGUUAAAUUUAAAUUUUAUGAGUUAAAGAAUGGAAAAGCAUCCUUUACAGAAUCUAGCUGUGAGUCAGAUGAUAGUCACGCCAUCUCUGUGCUGCUUCUGGAAGAAGGAAAAGCAUGUUUAUUGAUGAGUGAAAAAAAUUUAAUUGAGGCAACAGCAGAGGAAAUCUCAUCUAAAACCAAAUAUUCUGACACCUAUCAACCAACUGAUAUUAAGGAUAGUGAGGGAAAUUCCAUUCUUCUGCCAGGGUUUUUAAAAGAAUACAUAAAGAAUAGACUCAAUGUCUUUGUGGAGAAUGCUCUUAGAGCCUUAGUGAUGGAGAAAGGGAGACAGUAUACAAUUGAUUCCAGAGAAAAUUCUGACUCACAUGAAAGUGACUGUAUAAUUCCUAUUGAUUUCAAAUCAACAGGAGUUCUUGAAAAGAACAAGCGCUGGGGAGAUGGACUACAGCAGUUCCUUGAGAUAAAGCAUCAACUCGCUAUAACUUCUUUGUCUAAUGUAACCAAUUUCAUGUCCAACUUUCACUUCUUUCAACGAUACUCCUGCACUUCUGGAGUAUAUGGGGUAUCUGGGACUCUGGGUGAUGAGAGUGAUUUCAUAUUUUUAAAAAAACAUUUUAAAACAAGUUGCUAUCCCAUGCCCACUCAUCGAUACACCAAGAAAGUAGAAAUACCAGCUAUUCAGGUGGGAGGAGGUAAAGAGGCAUGGAUCACAGAAAUAUGUAAGUAUGUUAAGAAAAGGACAAGUCCCAAAGAAUGGAUCAAAGGUCAAGCUGUCCUGGUGAUUUGUGAAGAUGUCAAAACAGCAGAAGAACUCCAGUUGAAACUAAUAGAACUUAAGGCAGUUUCCAGCCCUGAAAAGAUUACCCUUUAUACCAGAAAUGAUAAGCAUGAUGUAGAGAAGCGAGUUUUUGAUUCUGGAGAUGUGAUUUUGGCAACAAACUUGGGUGGUAGAGGAACAGACAUUAAAGUCACAGAGAAUGUGAACCGUAGUGGAGGUUUAUUUGUUUAUCUUACUCAUUUCCCUGCUAACAUGAGGGUUGAGAAACAAAUAUUCGGGCGCACAUCACGUAAAGGAAACCCGGGAGGGGUUCAAAUGAUAAUAAAUCAGCAAGAUCUGUCUCCCUCAUAUAAAGGACAACCCGUUGAAAUAAUGAGGGACAGGAGGGAGUGGUAUGAAGAUCAGCGUAUCUUAGACAUGGAGAAGGAUGAGCUCUUGGAAGUAAACAUGCGUCAUGAGCUUUUCACCCUCUUUUGUAAUUUCCUUGAUGAGUUCAAGAACAAUUACUCUUCAACUGAGAAAUCUGAUAUUUAUAACAUCAAGGAUUUAAAAAGCUACAUGUCUGCUUUGUCCAGCAGUACUAAAUUAGAUUAUCAACCUGCUCUUAAUUCCCUAAAGGAAACAUGGGCUAUAUGGCUUACGUUACAUGAAGAAGACAUAAAUAAUCACAAAGAUCUAAUGAAACUGAAAGAUGACCUGAGCAAACUCCUAAAAUCUAGAUCUGAAAAUCUUCUACAGGGGAAUUCUCACAAUUUUUAUGAUUUCAUAAAAAUAGCCAUGGAUCGAACAUAUUUACAUAUCAACAAUCAUGGGGAUGACUAUGGUGCCCUAGUUUACUGGAAGAAAGUAGAAAAUACUGACCCCAUCUAUCGUUCCAUCUCACUUUACAAUCGUGCUUUUAUAACUAUCAAUCGUGAAAAGGAAAAUUAUGAACAGGUAGCCAUAGACCUUCUGAAAGAGGCAAAGAAGUCUAUGAAUGUGUAUAUCUGUGAAGCAACUAACACAAACUCUUUUGGAAACAUAACACAUAGUAAAAUGUUUGAGCCUCACCAUGAAGAAGCCAAUUUUACUUUACAGAUUCAAACAAGAAUGAGUUUACUCAAAUCUUGGGUAAAUUAUAUUGAUAAGUCCAUUAAAAAAUUAGAAGAUCUUAAAUCAAAAAAAGAAGAUGCAAUAACCAAAGAGAUUGCAAUCUUUAGUCUAGCAGACAACUAUGGCAAUAUAGUUGCCGCUGAGCUAUCUCUUCUUUAUGAUUAUGGGCUUUCAUUUGUUUUUGAAGUGGAGAAGAAACCAAAGUUCUGCAUAGAUGCUCUGAUAUGUUUUCUACUUGGUGUCUUACAAGUCCUGGCUGGGAUUGCAAUCUGUAUCUUUACCCUUGGCACAGCUACUCAGAUUGGUAUGGGCUUCAUUACUGAAGGUAUCAGUGAUAUGAUUUCUGGUGCAGAAGGGAUGAUAAAAGGAACUUUUGAUUGGGCAGAAUGGGCUAUAUCCAAAGCUAUUAGUAUUGCAUUAUCACUAGUUACUGCUGGGUUCACUGUUGUGGCAAAAAUAGCAAAGGCUGUAUUCAAGGUUGGAAAAGAGCUAUUAAAAGGAACACGGAGUCUUGCAUCAGCAGCAAAGAGUAUUGCUAAAUCAAGUAAAGCAAUAAUUACUUCAGCAACCAAGAGUGUAAAAACUGUAGCUUCAAAAGCAUCUGUACAAACAGUAUCUCAAUCUAUUAAAACAUUUGCUAAAAGUGAAACUACUAAAGCAAUAGUAAAAGAAACCCUAAAAUCCACAGGGAAAGAACUAGUCAAACAAGUUGCUUUGAAAGCUUUAGACUAUGCUGUUGACGCAGGGGUUGAAGCUGUUUUUAAGGAAAUAAUAAAGAAUUCCCUCAAAAAGCAAGUCAAUGACUUUGUGAAAGGUAACAAGGAACUAGAAAAAGCUCUUAUCACUUUUAUUGUAGAAAAUGGUGUUCCAGAGUCUACAUUAAAAAGUGAAAAUCCUUCUAAAUACAAAAUCUUCUCAACUAUUGAAAAGCAAACAAAGGAAAUGGUGUCAAAUGCCAGCAAAAGUACAUUUAAUGAGAUUGUUAGUGAAGACCAAACGGCUAGCAAAGUUGUAUCAGGGCUGGGAAAUGCAAGCAAGUUUGUUAUCGCAAUACUAAACGAAAAGAAAGCUAAAGGAAGCUUAAUAAAAGGGAUUCAACUAAGUGUUCAUAUUGCACAAACUUGUACUAAACUUGCUGAUGUGUUAAAUUCUUUACCCACUGGGGAGCUAAUCAAUGGCAAAAUUAUACCUACCUUAAUCACCAACCUUUCAAGUGAAUCUAACUACAAAGAUGAUGAUCGUAGAAAGUUCCCUGAGGUAUUGAGGCUGAAUGAAGAGCUAAAAGAAUCAGUAUCGACUUGUAUGUCUGAUGAGUUUGUUGACUUGAUAGCUUCCAAGUUAACAGGUUUGGUUAAAACUGGAUGGGAAAACCCUUUUAUACAAGAAGCUACUGGCAAACUAAAGAAGAAUGCAGAAGAAUGGCUACAGACAACCCCAAUGAAGAAGUUUUUUGUCUCUUCAAGUCAGACCGAUAAUAAAAGCUCAGAAAAAUCAGAUCAAGGAGAGAACAAUAAAGAAAAGAUCAGCGCAUUUGUAAAAAAAAUACAGGAGAACAAUGACACUGCCAUAGACUUAAAGCUCAAGGUUCUAGCUAAAAGCGAACUGCUCAAUGGCCAAGGCAUUAUACUGACAAUAAUAAAAGAUGGUAACAAGAUAUCUACUGAGAAUUAUUCGACAUCACUGUCAUCAGAAAAAAACAUACAGAUCCAGAUGCAAGAGAGCAAAACCAGUGGGAAGCACAAGUUCAGCCUUGUUAAGUCAGAUGGAACAGUGACACCUGCAACUGAUAAAGGGGAAAUGGGACUGUACCAAGUUGUGAGCCGGGCAAUAAACAAGAAUGAAACAGAUAUAAAGGAAUCAGCGCUGACUUUAAAAAAAGGGGUGGACCUUAAGAUGAACGAGAAUUGGAACGACUUUUUGCCUCUGGUGCACAAAGAAAUGCUGAGACAGGAACUGGCAACCCUGGCAAUAAAUUACAGAAUCGGAGUGGCAUCUGGAUAAAGAGGAAUCACAGCACUCUUAAAGAAUGCAACAAAUAUGUUACCAUAUAUAAAUGCUGAAAGCUUCACAUAAAUGGUGUUGGGUAUAGGAUCUAUUUGUUUCUAUGGGACUGAGUUCACAACUCUAACAUAUUACACAACUCCUUUAGUUUGUGAGUUUCAGAGCUGACAGUUUAUAUUGCAUAUAGCUCUAGGUCGGUUAGAAAAGGGCAGAACCACUAAUGCAUAGAAGCCCUUUAUUGUAUCCAAGACGUUAACAGAACGAUGGGCGCUAAAGAAUCGAGUGCAGACCUGGAUACAUUUCAGUUUAGAAUAGAAGCCUUUUGCAGUAGACAUUUAUUAGUAACAUACUUCUAGUUGUAGCUAUGGGCUUCAUGUAUGAGGCUGUUUAGGCUGCUUUGGAGAUUUUGCAGUGCAGGCUCACUCAUGCCUGAUAACUGCUAUUUAAAGGGACACUGAACCCAAUUUUUUUCUUUUGUGAAUCAGAUAGAGCAUGCAAUUUUAAGCAACUUUCUCAUCUACUCCUAUUAUCAAAUUUUCUUCAUUCUCUUGGUCUGUUUAUUUGAAAAAGCAAGAAUGUACUAAGUUUAGAAGUCGGCCCAUUUUUGGGUUGUCCUUGCUGAUUGGACAGCACCAAUAAAUAGGUGCUGUCCAUGGUACUGAACCAAAAUGUGCUGGCUCCUCAGAUUAGAAGUCUUCUUUUUCAAGUAAAGAUAGCAAGAGAACAAAGAAAAAUUGAUAAUAGAAGUAAAUUAGAAAGUAGUUUAAAAUUGCAUGCUCUAUCUGAAUCAUGAAAGAAAAUUCUUAUGGUUCAUAUCCCUUUAAUUUAUUUGUUUUAAAGUGAUCCAUUUUACCUGCUAGAAUGUUUAAAAUGGUUUACAAAUAGCUCAUUUACCUUUAUUUCUGCAUUUGAAAUAAGUAAUUUUGCUUGGGAUAUAUUUAACUAUACUGAAAGUUUCUAUACUUAAAGGGCCAGUCAACACAGUAGAUUUGCAUAAUCAACAAAUGCAAGAUAACAAGACAAUGCAAUAGCACUUAGUCUAAACUUCAAAUGAUUAGUAGAUUUUUUUUCUGACAAUUUUAAAAGUUGUCUUUUUCCACUCCCCCUGUACCAUGUGACAGCCAUCAACCAAUCACAAAUGCAUACACGUACCAUGUGACAGCCAUCAGCCAUUCACAAAUGCAUACACACUUAUUCUUGCACAUGCUCAGUAGGAGUGGGUGACUCAAAAAGUUUAAAUAUAAAAAGACUGUGCACAUUUAGUUAAUGGAAGUAAAUUGGAAAGUUGUUUAAAAUGGCAUGCUUUAUCUGAAUAAUGAAAGUUUCAUUUUGAUUGAGUGGCCCUUUAAGUAGUGGAUAUAGAAAAGCUAUGUAAACAUAGCCAGUAGAAGAAAUUAAAAUCCAGGGGGAGAUAGGAGGGAAGCAUGAUAAAAUAUUUUCCUAUUGUUCUCUCUAUUGAUAUUUGGUAUACAAUCAGAGAUAAGAUAAAGAAGCAUGUGUGUGUGCAAAAAGUGCUGAAAUUAGAAGAUCUGAUUUCCCUGCAAGCUCAACCUAUUUUGAUGGGUUGUGGUGUCAAAUAAAACCCUAAUCUAUUUCAUAUAUAAAAAUAAACCUAUUUCUCAUACAUGUACGUAUGCUUUGAGCACAGUAAGAUCACUCAUUGAACAGCCAUAAUUUUGCAGUGUUGUUUAAAUCAAUUUUGAUUAAAAAACAAAAACUAUUUAAAACUGAAUUUCACUGGGUAUUUCGUUUUUGAGUUUCACAUCCUUUUAAACUAGAGAAGGCUUAUUACUGCACAUUAACAAUGAAAGUGGGUUUAGAUUGUAUAUUUUAGAUUGUCUUUUUAUUAACUAAUUUGUUUUAGAUCAGGGUAUUUGUAGAUUGAGUUUAAGAGAUACAGUUUUAAGUAAAUGAAACCAAAUUAUUGUCUUUCUCUGGUGACUUUUUUACAUUGUAUUCUAAGCCUUUCUAAUAUGUAAGAAGUUACACGAAUAAACAAAAUGCUUGAAUUACUAAAUAGUAAAAUCUAGUUAAACAAAAAAAAUGUAUAGAAUAGGGAUUAUGUUUUUCAAGGGUACUUUUGAAUGUUUUGAAUUUUUUGUCAUUUUAAAUAAUGAUCAUACUUACUUAUAAAAAUGCAUAUUAAUAAACAUAAUAGUUAUCAUUAAUUAACAAGUUUUGUCAUUUAUAACUGUGAUUAGAGCUAUUUUUAAUAAACUAAAUAAAUUGUGGAA